AACUACGACAGUACCGGAAAGUGGUGACGUAAAAUUGCUCAUAUCGAUUCAACGAGGCACAGGCAAUUUUGAAGUUCUUGAAAAAAAUUCUCUGUUAGUCAGUGGACGUAUACAGGUUUGUCCAAAUGCAAGUCAACGUCAAAUUGACCUACCACAUCUUACUUCGUUCAGUGACGAUAAAUUAGAAAUUCUGGAACAAGAGCAAAUAUAUCGAGAACUUUGCCAAAGAGGUUAUAAUUACAGCGGUUUUUUCAAAGCCAUUAAACGAUGCAAUUUUGACAUUUCUGUCGGUCUGGUCAAGUGGGAAAACAACUGGGGUACUUUUAUGGAUAAUAUGUUUCAACUGAAAAUUCUCAGUUCCGACACAAGAUUACUUUACGUUCCUGCUGGCAUUAAGAAAAUUAUAAUGGAUCCUUUGAAACAUAUACAUAUUGCGAAAAACCAGGAUGGAGAAGAAUGUAUUUUACAUGUUUAUCUGAACCAGGAGUCUAACAUGAUCAAGUCUGGCGGAAUUGAAAUACACGGACUACAAUUCAGAUCCAUUCUCAAGAAAAAACUAGAGUUGGAACAAGUUCUAGAAAAACACGUAUACGUCCCCAAUAAUUCGUUUCUAGAAUUAGAAGAAGCUGUGAGAGUCAACACUCAGAUUAUUCUAGAAAAUAAUUUAGACGACAACUUUAAAGCCGUGGAAAUCAUAAAUGAACAAACGAAUAGAGAUACUGAACCUGUCCUAGUCUUCGUGAAAAAAGCCCUGAAAUAUUUUCCACUAGUGGACUCUGAUCUUACCAUUUCGUCAACAGUAUCCCCAAACAAAACACCAGGCAUAAAAUUUGAGACGGUUAACUUAACACCACAGAGUAAUAUACUUUUGUACAUUGGUAGUAAACUUUUACAACAACCAAACACUUUAAAACAACUUUUCACACCGCUUACCCAAAACGGAUUUAUCUUAACACGGGAAAAUGUUGAUGUAAAAGUACAAAACGCUACUAAUGACAUAGAAAUUCUCACUGACUACACAACCCCAAAUGAAAGAAUCAUACUAUUGCGGAAAAAGGACGACAUUUUUGUGCCCAGAUUUAUUGAAGUAUCCUCGAACAAUUUUGAGUGGCUAUCCGAAUUACAAAAAUCUUUAAAUCUUCAACAAAAUAUUAUAACAUUUGCAUCAAAUCGAGAUCCUGAAGGAAUAUUGGGUUUAAUAAAUUGCAUCAGAAAAGAAACAAAUGGGAGUUCAGUGAGGUGCUUCUUUAUGAUAGAUGAUGCUCAAGAAUUUGAUCCCCAACACCCAUUCUAUAGUAAACAAAUCAGUAAAAACUUGGCUGUUAAUAUUUAUAAGGAUAAAUCGUGGGGAACAUAUCGAAAUCUUCUAUUGGAAGAAAGACCGAAGAUUAAAUGCGAACAUUCUUACGCACAUUUUAAAACUGGUGGCGGCAUUUCAAGUUUUGAAUGGAUAGAGGGACCUUUACUUGAAGAAGUACCAAUGAAACAAGAGCAACUUUUGAUUUCAACAUUUUAUUCGUCAGUAAACUUUAAAGAUGUUUUGGCAGCUUCUGGGCGUGCAAAUCUAGAAAUAUUGCAAACUCAUUCACUUGACCAAAAUCUAUUAGUAGGAUUUGAAUUUUCAGGAAAAGAUUCAAGUGGCCGCAGGAUAGCUGGAAUGACUAACAAUCAAGGAAUUUCAGCUUCUGUCACUUUGGAUUCUUCUUUAGCUUGGAAAGUUCCUGACGCUUGGACGCUUGAAGAUGCGGCGACAGUUCCCGUUGUGUAUUCGGCUGUAAUUUAUGCUGUUUUGGUGGUUGGCGAUAUGAAACCGGGUUCUUCAGUUCUUAUUCACUCCGCCACUGGUGGUUUUGGACUAGCUGCCUUGAACAUUUGUCUUUAUUAUAAAUGCGACGUUUAUGUAACCGUUGGCACUCACGAAAAAAGAGCCUAUUUAAGAGAAAAUUAUCCACAAAUUCCAGACAAUCAUAUUGGAAAUUCACGAAACACCUCAUUCGAACAAAUGAUCAAUAGACAAACCAGGAGUAGAGGCGUUGAAUACAUUUUGAACACUUUAAGCGAGGAUAAACGGCCAGCUUCGAUUAGGUGUUUAGCACAAGGAGGACAGCUAAUGGAAUUUGGGACGUACGAUUUGGCGAAUGACAGUGCUUUUAACAUUUUAUUAAUGAAAAAAAAUGCCACCUAUCAUGGGAUCUCGUUAGACGUUGUGUUUAGAAAUUUUAAUGAAAUGAGGACUAAAGUGGUUAAACGUUUAAUAGAUGGAAUUGAAGCAGGUUUCGUGAAACCACUGCCUAGGGUUGUAUUCAAUGCUGCUGAAAUUGAAAAAUCCUUCAGAUACAUGAUGGCAGGUAAACACAUUGGCAAAAUUUUGAUCAAGCUGAGGAAUGAGGAAGAGGACAAGGUUCACAUUAACCAAAUAAAUAAACUGGAAAUUAUGUCAAAUCCAGGAAUCCAUUUUAACCACCGUUACACUUACGUCAUUAUUGGAGGGCUAGGCAGCGUCGGUUUAGAAUUAAGUGAUUGGUUGGUUCUGAGAGGUGCCAGAAAACUAGUACUAAAUUCUAGAUCUGGAAUUCAAAAUGGUUACCAUCAGCGCAGAAUAAAUAUUUGGUUAACAUACGGUGUUGAAGUUAAAAUUUCCACGAAAUACACAACCACUGAGCAAGGAUGUGAAGAUCUAAUUAAAGAAGCAAGUAAGCUUGGACCUAUAGAUGCUAUUUUUAAUCUAGAUGGACUGUUUGAAAAUCAAACGAAAGAAAAUUUAUAUGCUUCGUUAGCUCGCAACACACUAUAUUUGGAUCGCGUAACUAAAAAAUUGUGUCCCAAAUUGAGGUAUUUUGUCAUAUUUUCGUCAGAAUCCUGUCGACGUGAUAAUCCAGGUGAGAUCAACAACAAUAUGGCAAACUUUAUUAUGGAAAGGAUCUGUGAGAGUCGAAAACGGGAAGGACUACCAGCCGUAGCUAUCCAAUGGACGACAAACGGUGAAGUAGUUAAAAAUUUAUUAAAAGAUUUCUUGAAAUUGCGAAUGUAUUAAAGGUU
Zophobas morio is the source of this 3039-nucleotide messenger RNA. Its product is annotated as fatty acid synthase-like. The record is from RefSeq and is a predicted model, not a curated record. Bases 326 to 3034 code for a protein of 902 amino acids. The transcript is spliced from 9 exons. NCBI's taxonomy places the organism in Eukaryota, Metazoa, Arthropoda, Insecta, Coleoptera, Tenebrionidae. Gene Ontology annotation, molecular function: fatty acid synthase activity; oxidoreductase activity. Gene Ontology annotation, biological process: fatty acid biosynthetic process.